Messenger RNA from Arachis ipaensis, 378 nucleotides. NCBI's taxonomy places the organism in Eukaryota, Viridiplantae, Streptophyta, Magnoliopsida, Fabales, Fabaceae. The record is from RefSeq and is a predicted model, not a curated record.
AUGAUUCAACCUCAAACCCAUUUGAAUGUAGCCGAUAACAGCGGAGCCCGCCAAUUGAUGUGUAUUCGAAUCAUAGGAGCAGGUAAUCGACGAUAUGCUUCUAUUGGUGACAUUGUUGUUGCUGUAAUCAAGGAAGCGGUACCAAAUAUGUCUUUAGAAAGAUCAGAAGUGAUUAGAGCUGUAAUUGUACGUACUUGUAAAGAACUUAAACGUAGCAAUGGCAUGAUAAUACAGUAUGAUGAUAAUGCCGCGGUUGUCAUUGUGAGAAUUUUAGGGGGGAUGGAAAUUGUCAUUAUUUCUACUUCGAGAGGUACAAUGACAGAUCGAGAGGCUCGAUUAGAACGAAUCGGCGGAGAAGUUUUAUGUUAUAUAUGGUAA